Tuber aestivum (summer truffle) is the source of this 1270-nucleotide messenger RNA. Lineage: Eukaryota; Fungi; Ascomycota; Pezizomycetes; Pezizales; Tuberaceae. The record is from the annotation of a GenBank genome assembly.
AUGAACUUCCCACCACGGCACAGUACGAGUACGAAUACAGUACUCGAGUACUAGUACGGGAACAAACAACUGGUCACGGGCAUAGGUGUUCGUCUACCCCCCAUGGAGCCCAUUUAUCUCUUCCGGAACCUAUUGCGCCAAGCCUCCAUUCUCUUCGAUCAUGUUGCCCGCGCCCAUACCGCCAAACUUAUCGUGGAUGGCUUUCGAAGGAAUCAGAAGUUAGAAGAUGCUUGGACUAUCCACGAAAAGAUCAAAAAAGGUCGUCGGGCUUUAUCACUUCUGCAGCAGGCAAACGCUGGAGAGUCCAAAUCACUGGGGAGAGUUCUAGACCUGGCGUACGGGCGGGACGGUCACCGGAGACACGAGCUUUUACAGGUUGGUAGAGCAAUGCACUGCUGGAUCACCUCUCGCAAACCCUCUCCUCUGUUCAAGCACUGACCUGCGUCCGCGUGUGGAAAAGCCUAUUCUUGAUAGAGCCACAAGCUCUGACCCUCUCAUACCUGGUGUACCCCGUACAGCUCCUCCGCCAACCUCGGACGAAUUGGUGGCGCUGAUGAAGCAUCAGAUCGGAACGACAAUCAACAGAGCUGAGCCCGAGAUACCGGAAUUUAAUGCUUGGGGGAGACCUAUGCCGAAACGGCGUGUGGCUAAUAUGUUGCGUCGACAUAGGGGAUAUGUUCUCGCACGAUUGCUUCCCCCACUGCCAGAGGAAAUGAUCCAGAGGCUGGAGAGAUUCGUUCGUGGAGCUGAGGAGCCUGUCCCGCCAAGACGCAAGAUCGAGCCUGGCUCCGGCACCCAAAAGCCCUGCCGCAAAAUAUCUCUGAGGUUCAAGAGGAGGGCCUACAAGAAAAUUGUCGUCAAGACCCCUCUCAUGAGCAUCAACGGGAAAACUCAAAAGCCCAUUGCUUAUUGGUCGGAUAUUGUGAAGGGCCCGCCACUCGAAAUUGGAAAGCUGUGGGAUUUUGAGGGCCUCAAGAAGCCGGAGAUGCGGGAGCCCGCAAAGGGAAAGGCGAAAAGACUUAAAGAAGAAGGGCCUAAGGAUGGAAAUGAGGCCGUUCUCAAAGCCGGGGUGGAGAGAUCACCCAACCAGAGAGAUCGAGAGGCAGGAUCACCCAAAGAAUCAGAGGAUCGAGUCUCCACAGAACAGGAGGAAGUGUCCAGAGAGGGCGAAGGAUGUUUACGAGAAAUAGACGGGGAAGACGGAGGGCCUAAAGAACGAAAGUCAAAUAGGUCCAAAAAGCCGGAUGGGCGGAAAAUGAAAGGGAAGUGA